Molecule: messenger RNA, 1158 nt
Organism: Tripterygium wilfordii
Lineage: Eukaryota; Viridiplantae; Streptophyta; Magnoliopsida; Celastrales; Celastraceae
Product: CASP-like protein 4A3
Exons: 4
Coding region: 99-1052 (317 amino acids)
Source: RefSeq, a predicted model, not a curated record
UGCCGCGUGUUAGUGGGUUCAUUUGCUUAAUUGCUUUCCUUUUCCUUUUUCCUUUUUCCUUUUCUUUUAAGCUUUCCAGUUGAAUUCCGAGAAAAGCAAUGGAACCCAAAACCAGACUGCAAAACCACAACAACAUGAAACGAUCGUUUUCCUCGAAUUCCGAACCCAAAACCAGACUGCAAGACCACAACAACAUGAAACGAUCGUUUUCCUCGAAUUCCGAAUCCCAGAGUCACCUCGACUCGCCUCUCCGAUUCCAUUCACCUCUCCGAUCCGACCAGGGUGAUCCGACUGAUACAUCUCCCUAUGCAUCCCCAAUCGCAUCACCGGAGAAGCCUCCGCCUGGUGACUCCAAGGCAAUCUUCACCGUCAACAAGUACACUCAGUUCUCCCCCCAUCCGUCCCCUUUUCAGCCGCCGGAUAAUACGGCUGCUGCGGCGAUGGAAAAGGCACAGCCUAAGUCGCAGCCGCCAACGGUGUUGAAUGGAGCGCUGAAGGAGGAUGGUCCAGGGACGGUGACGAGAGUGGGGCACGCGGUAGGGGAGGGGAGAUUUGGUACCAUGGGGUCUGUAGCGAGGACAUCGAGAAGAGAAGAAAUGAUGCUGAAGAUGGCGGAGCUAGGGUUUAGAAUUAGUGAGGUUGUUUUAUGCUUGAUUUCGUUCUCCGUUAUGGCUGCUGAUAAGACUCAGGGUUGGAGUGGAGAUUCCUUCGAUCGCUAUAAAGAAUACAGGUAUUCCUUGUCCAUGAAUGUUAUUGGGUUUGCAUAUUCGGGGUUUCAAGCUUUUGAUCUGGCCUAUAAUCUAGCCUCCGGGGAACAUGUGUUACGCCACCAUCUCCGUCGACAGUUCAAUUUCUUCAUGGAUCAGGUAUUGGCAUAUCUCCUGAUAUCCUCAUCUUCAUCUGCUGCCACACGGGUUGAUGACUGGCAAUCUAAUUGGGGGAAAGAUGAUUUCACAGAGAUGGCUAGUGCAUCAGUUGCAAUGGCCUUCCUAGCUUUUUUGGCCUUCGCCUUAAGCUCCCUCAUCUCUGGGUACAACCUAUUCACAGCAUAACUCCCCUUGAACAAGGAGAGUGUAAAUUAGUUGCGCGAAAUUAAAUCAAUAUAAUGCCAUUACACAACAUCAAUACUAAUAUAUAAAGUUCGUGGGAUUUGCGUGA